AUGGAAGCUCUUUCUUCUCGGUGCCCUCGCAGUGCAGCAGGCCCCGCUUAUUUGCAAGAAGCAGCCAGGUCAGCCCACUGGGCCUCUCCACCUCUUGUGCCCCUUCGCACAUUUCAGAGCUCUCUCUUUUCCUCUGGGUCCUUCCAUUCAGGAGAGGAGGAGGAGGAGGAGAUGAGCCUGUUGUGAACGGCGUUGAUGGGGCAGGGGCCGGUUCCCCUGUUUCUGGGGAGCCUUUUCUGUGCUGUUUGCAGGCAGGGGCCCUCAGUGUGGAGCUGCGGUGAGCCUGUGCCCCGUCGUAUUUGGGUCACAGCCUCCGUGACCCCCAGCCCCCGCCAGGCACUCCACACCUGCAGUGAUUCGCUUGAUAUUUUAAAAGCACUCCAUCUUCUGCCUGCUGCCUUCUCUCCAUUCAUCUGGGUUCAGGUUUUCGCCGAGCCAUCUAAUAAAGAAUCCAGUGGGGAGAAUGAUGGGGGCGAGGAGAGGGAAAGUGCUAACAUUUAUUAA
Molecule: messenger RNA, 504 nt
Organism: Symphalangus syndactylus (siamang)
Lineage: Eukaryota; Metazoa; Chordata; Mammalia; Primates; Hylobatidae
Source: RefSeq, a predicted model, not a curated record